Molecule: messenger RNA, 2082 nt
Organism: Hyla sarda
Lineage: Eukaryota; Metazoa; Chordata; Amphibia; Anura; Hylidae
Gene: PAFAH2
Product: platelet activating factor acetylhydrolase 2
Exons: 10
Coding region: 768-1928 (386 amino acids)
Molecular function (GO): 1-alkyl-2-acetylglycerophosphocholine esterase activity
Source: RefSeq, a predicted model, not a curated record
ACCAAUUGAUUAAAAAAACAUUUUUUGUUAUUGCACUCGUUAUGGUAAAUAAAAAAAAUCUUUCCCCCGGAGUUCCUGCUGUGGAAAAAGUGCAGGAAUUCAGUUCCCACGCGUUCCUGCAGGACUUUAGCCCUGGGUAAAAAGUCAUCCCAGUUUUCACCAAUCCACCAGGGAUAACUAGCUGAUCGGUGGAGGUCCAACUUCUGGGACCCCCCAUGUUCCUGGAAACGGAUGUCGUGUCCCCUGAAUUAAUGGCAUGAAAGUACUCCAUUCAUUCUUUAUGUGGCUGCGGACCCCCACCAAUAAGCUAGCUGUCCUCUACACUGUGGCUGGGGGUGUUAGGAAAACAUUGUGGGAAAUACUUCUCCCACAGUAAAAAUCAGAUAUCAGGAAGGGGUUAAUAAAAAUGACAGCUUUGGCAGAUCACACAUAUGAUGGGGGGAUAUCCCCUCUAAUGCCACUUGGCUUAGAAUGGGUGAGCUCCGUGUAAGGAAAUGGUGUGGGGCUGGCAUGCACUGAUGUACUGUGCCCUGAAUACACCUGCCCCAUGUUUUACAUCCUGCUGUAUUUGUAUCCCCCAACCUGUGUCUCUUUAGCAGUUCAGCAUGAUGGGAGUUGUAGUUUUACACCAGCUAGAGAGAACACAGCGGUGACACAAUAUACAGACCCUGUCCUGACCCAGGAAGUGCUUCCCUCUCCUUGCCAUGUUCCUCUAUGGACUUUGCUUCAUGCUGUUAUGCCCCGUCUUGGAGCCGCCAUAGCAGAGCAUGGGCAGCGCGGUGUCUCUCAGGCUCCCCCUCGCGGCCGGGGCACACCAAGUAGGCAGCACAGACGUCCUGGUGGGAGCCGGCAAGGAGGGCUGCUUCUUCCGCCUCUUCUACCCUUGCAGUUCGUCAGCCGCUCAGAAAACGGAAACCCCGUGGUGUCCUGACCCGCAGUACCUGUCUGGUCUGAUCGGUAUCCGAGGCUGGGAGGGCAGAGCUGCACAGUACGGAGCGUCAUUUGUGCUGGGGAAUCCACAAAUUCCUGUAACGUGGAAUGGAAACCUUUUGCCAGGUACAGAUAGGAAACCACUUAUCAUCUUCUCUCAUGGACUGGGGGCUUUGAGAACAAUGUACUCCUCCCUGUGUGCGGAAUUGGCAUCCAAUGGUUUUCUGGUCGCUGCAAUUGAACACAGGGAUGGUUCAGCUUGUGCUACGUACCAUUAUUCAGAAGGAGAUUCCAGCACAUCUCUGCAGGAGAUAUGGGUCCCAUUUAAAAAAGUGCAACCACCAAUGAAAGAGUUUUAUCUUCGUAACUAUCAGGUUCACCAAAGAGCAAGUGAAUGCAUCAGAGCUGUGAGAAUUUUGGAGGACAUAGAUAAAGGACGACAAGUGUCUAACAUCAUGGACUCGGGCUUCAGUCUAGAUGCUUUUAAGGAUAGAAUAGACAUAAACAGAAUAGCUGUAAUGGGUCAUUCAUUUGGGGGAGCAACUGCCUUGCUUAGUUUGGCAAAGGACAAUAUUUUACGGUGUGCAGUAGUUUUGGAUGCUUGGAUGUUUCCCCUAGAUGACACUUGCUAUCCACACAUACAGAAACCAAUAUUAUUAAUCAAUACUGAAACCUUUCAGACAAGAGAAAGUAUAGAAAAAAUAAAGAGAAUGAAUUCAGAGGGGGCAGAUCUAAAAUACCUGACUGUGAAGGGAUGUGUUCACCAGAGUCAAACUGAUUUAGCCUUUGUGACUGGGUACCUGGCUAACAAGAUAGUAGGCCCACAAGGAACAUUGGAUCCACAUCACUGCCUGAAGAUCCACAUUGCUUAUUCACUUGAUUUUCUGCAGAAGCAUCUGGAUUUGGCUAUAUCUGUUCCGAAGAUAGAAGAGUUGAGGGAAGUGAUCCAAUCUCAAGUCAUUUGUGGAUUUCCUGUAAUAAAAGACAGUAAACUAUGAGUGUGACAUAGGAAGAUGCAUGUCUGUCUUUGCAACCUCUACUAAGUUGACCGGGGCCGAGCCUGAGAAAAUCACUGACAGAAUGGGGCUUUGUUAUGGCAUUCAGAGGCCCUUGUGUUGUAAUAAAUAAAGCAGCACUGUUGCUUCAAAUAUG